AUGGCGCUCGGCGAAGUCGGCCCUGGUGAUAAUAUCGGGUUGUUGGCGUCGAAGCUGUCAUCGACACCCAUCCGAGGGCAGUUCUAUGGCGUUGCAGCCGCGUGGGGAAAGGUAGGCGCUUUCGUUGGGACAUACAUCUUCCCAAUCCUGAUCGAUGCGGCGGGCGAUGAUGCGACGAAGCAAGGCCAGUACCCCUUCUGGGUGUCGAGCAGCUUGUGCAUCUUCAGUGCGGUGGUUGCAUACUUUGGGCUGCCAAAUGUCGGUCAAGAUAUGAUCGAGGAGGAAGAUAAUCGCUUCAAGGCGUAUCUGGAAGAACACGGAUAUGAUACGAGUCAGUUGGGCACGAAGAAAUACAGGGAUGAGAUGGCUGCGGCGUUGUGA
Molecule: messenger RNA, 381 nt
Organism: Cyphellophora attinorum
Lineage: Eukaryota; Fungi; Ascomycota; Eurotiomycetes; Chaetothyriales; Cyphellophoraceae
Product: putative metabolite transport protein
Exons: 1
Coding region: 1-381 (126 amino acids)
Biological process (GO): transmembrane transport
Cellular component (GO): membrane
Molecular function (GO): transmembrane transporter activity
Source: RefSeq, a predicted model, not a curated record